Messenger RNA from Polyodon spathula (Mississippi paddlefish), 3401 nucleotides. RefSeq names its product beta-galactoside alpha-2,6-sialyltransferase 2-like. Gene Ontology annotation, molecular function: sialyltransferase activity. Bases 441 to 1979 code for a protein of 512 amino acids. The record is from RefSeq and is a predicted model, not a curated record. The transcript has 7 exons. NCBI's taxonomy places the organism in Eukaryota, Metazoa, Chordata, Actinopteri, Acipenseriformes, Polyodontidae.
AAAAGAAGCAGAGGAAGGAGGAAGAAAAUAUGGGCAACAUCCUCCUUGAAAUUGUUCUGUCGGUUUAAUGAUUAUGGUACGAUAUCCUUGUUCGGUGUGUUGGUACUAACAACUCUCCGCCCACAUUUAACAACACCGAGUGGGACGGGAGGAAAAACAAAACGAACAAUAACAGAAGAACGUUGAGCUGCAGGGGUUAGGUUAGCAGUAGUGCAGUGUUGGGAGGGAGCUAAGGCAAGUCGGACUCGGCUUUUGCUUAAUAGAUUUGAAUUCAGAAAGGAAAUGCUUCGGUGAUUUACAGUCCAUGGGUGAUGGUUUUUGUUGAAGAGCUAUCCAAUACUUCAAAGUCAACAUGCUGGCGUAGUGGAAUCCCAGCCUUGGUAGCAGCACUUUGACCCUUGUUGAACUUGCUGCUCUAAGGCUUGGGAAUUGUCUCCGUCAUGAAAUCCAGUAUUAAGCAAUGGAAGCAGCUGGUUCUUAUUGGAAUGCUGGCAUGGGUCCUCAUCAUCCUGGCCCUGUUUACCUACUUCAUGGACCUCCAUAUGGAUGAGCUGCAUGCUUCAGUCUCCCUAACAUACUUUGAGACUGGAAGGCUGAACCCUAUUCAGGGUAACAACCGGGUCAUCAUGGGAUCUGUACAAGACCCUCCGGUUUCUGAUGCCAACAGCCGUAAUGACAUCGUCCCAUAUAACCAAGACCUUACCAAGCAAGCAGCAAACACUUUAAAUACAGACAAUUGGUCGAGUUUUGACAAAACCGUGAAAUCCAUGUGGCAAAAAGGAAGUCAAAUGAAAAGGACUAGCAAUGAAGAUAAUAUAAUAGCUGCUGGUCAGCAACAAUCUGAAAGCCUUAUUAACAAAAACAUGGAGAAACUACUCCCUGGGGAAGAAGGCAGUGAUGAAAACCAAAUUUGGUUGAAGCGGAGGAAGAAUUCUAGACGAGGAAUGCGCAGAGAGGAGAAGGGGUUAGGGAUGGAUGAUGAUUUAGAAGAAUACUAUUUUAUGAAAUCCAAGUCUGUCAUUUCCAAGCUGUGGAAAGGGAAUGUGUCGUCCAAGAUGCUGAACCCACGAUUGCAGAAGGCCAUGAAAGACUACAUGAAUGCCAACAAACACCAUGUAUACUUCACAGGAAAGAGGAGCACUAAAAAGCUAAGCAGGGAAAAACUGCUUUGUGAGAUGAAGAACCAGCUGAAAGUGAGGACUCUGGAUGGGACGGAGACGCCCUUUUCUACACUCGGAUGGGAGCAGCACGUUCCGAAGUUUUCCAUCGACAAACUCUAUCCGUCUGGCUUCAGAAGCUGUGCCGUUGUCACAUCUGCAGGUGCAAUGCUGAACUCCUCCUUGGGGAAAGAGAUUGAUUCGCAUGAAGCAGUCUUGAGGUUCAAUGCUGCCCCAUUAGAGGGUUAUCAGAAGGAUGUGGGAAAUAAGACUACUAUUCGUAUUAUUAAUUCCCAGAUUCUUGCCAAUCCAAACUACCGCUUCAAUACCAGCACACUGUACAGAGAUGUCACGCUGGUUGCCUGGGAUCCAGCCCCUUACUCAGUAAAUCUCUACAAGUGGUAUAAGAAUCCAGACUACAACCUCUUCACACCCUAUGUGGAAUAUCGAAGAAAGCACCCGGUGCAGCCCUUCUAUAUACUCCACCCUAAAUUCAUCUGGCAGCUGUGGGAUUUAAUCCAGGGAAACACCCUGGAGACAAUUCAGCCCAAUCCACCUUCCUCUGGCUUUAUUGGAAUCCUCAUGAUGAUGUCACUCUGUGAUGAAGUCCACGUCUACGAGUACAUCCCCUCACUGCGGCAGACAGACCUGUGUCACUACCAUGAGCGAUACUACGAUGCUGCCUGCACCCUGGGGGCGUACCACCCGCUGCUCUACGAGAAACUGCUGGUUCAGAGAAUCAACAAGGGGACGGACAUCGACGUGCAAAAGAAGGGGAAAGUUAUCCUUCCUGGAUUCAGUGCCAUAAAGUGUGACAAAUGACUGUAAUCCUCAUGAUUUGGUUGGGUGAUAAUAUUAGUGCAAUAAUCAAUUACUUGCUAGUUAAAAUGAAAUGAAAUAAAACUUGAAACUCUUUUGACCACUUUAGUAUAGACUUUUUCUCUGUAUCCUGGAUGGUAAGCAUCCUGCUUUCUCUUUUUCAUUACUGAAUGAGAAGAAGCUGUACAUCUGUAGAAGAUUGCUUAAGGCAUAUUUGUUUGCAAUUGCUCAGCCUAAAAUAGUUCAGACCUGUACAUUUUAUCACUUUCAUGCUUAACGUGUCACAAACACAAAAAGCAGUUGACUCCUUUGUGUCUCUGACGCCCCAGAGUAAAUCCCCCUGAAAAAAGACUUCAUUUAUAAGGAGUUAUUGGACUAAAAAGGUAUUUUAGACGAGCAUCUAAAUCAUUCACUACACUUUUGAUAGUGUAACAUUUGUUUAACUUUGGCAUUAUAAAAAAUGUUCUGUUAUCACAGUAGCAUUUGUAAGUUGUAACUGUUCUAUUUUAAGAUGGUGAAUUAAAUUGUCCCCUGAGAUCUAUAACUUGCAUCUUAAUAGGGGAAAAAUGUGUUGUGGUUUUUUUUUUUUUUUUUUUUUUUUGUGGGUGUUUUUCUGCUUAUGCCGUAAGUGGUGUUGAAUACUCUAGGUUUUAAUUAUCAAGUGCAUGAAUUGCGUGAAUAGCAGUGUUUGUAUUAAUCACUCCGUAAGGCAGCAAUGUACAUUUCAAUGUAAUGCACUAGACUUCAAGCCUUUGCAUUGUUCAGUACGUGCAAUUCAACAGUAUGUUCUAACAGCCUUAACUAUCCAGGAGAUAAAGGCGGCGAAAAGAUUUUCCAAAAACCAACUCAUUUAUAAUGUCAACAUUUUUUUUUUUGUGAUUUUUAUCUUACUGUCCUAAUUUUGUACUGGACAAAAUCUGUUUUGUACCAAACAUACUUUGUAGAAACUGACAGUUUGUAAACAGUUUGCAAAUUUCUCUUGUUCACUAAUUUUUUUUUUUUUUUUUACAUUGUAAAUAUAAACCUAAAUUUUUGGAAUUGUCUCAAUAUGACAUUAACAAGGUUAAUGCUACAGUGUGUAUGAGGUUUGGAGGAAAAUAUAUUCUUUUACCUUCAUACUUCUACUGUGCAUUUACUGCACCAUUCCUGUUUUUAUUUUAUUUUUAACGAUACUUGUGUGUGCUUUACCAUGUUUGUCCAUGCUUUACCUUACCUUACUAAACUUGUCCCAUGCUGUGUUUUUGCUAUGGUGUAUCACUGUUAACUUUGAGGGUAAUAAUGGCGUAAUUGAUUAUCGAUGUUUCAUAAAUGAUUUAGAUCAAAUUCACAUAAUUGCUUCCCUUCACAUGGAGUAUAAGUGCACCGUUUUUUAUUUUGGAGCAACUGAAUAUUAUACAAUAAAAAGAAACACUUUUGUUAAUUCAA